Molecule: messenger RNA, 318 nt
Organism: Sphaeroforma arctica JP610
Lineage: Eukaryota; Ichthyosporea; Ichthyophonida
Exons: 2
Coding region: 55-318 (87 amino acids)
Source: RefSeq, a predicted model, not a curated record
CUCCCAAGGCCAGAAUUCCUCGAUUUAUCUGGCCUCUUUAUAGGUCUCUCCCAAAUGACGGCCACGAAUAAUGCAAACAUUGAUGGCGCUAGAGUGCCCGCGGUAGCAAGUCCAGCAUGGCUCAAAAAGCAGCAAGUGCAAGAUACAUACGCUGUGGUGGCUGACAUUCCAUCGAAGAAGAAUGAGCAACCGGCUGUAGAGGCGGUGCGCGAUGGCGAGCACAAGUUUGUACGCAACCGAGCCGAGCAGAUGGCGUCAGGACAACAGGACCGGUCCAAAUAUGGAGAUAUCGUCAUUCUAAGUAUUUUUGUUGCUUGA